AGAAAUUAUAGACACUGGAGUAACGCUGAAGCACAACAGAACACGACUAGACUUCUGGAAUAAUAUUUUUUGGAGAAGAAGGAGUGAAGACUUGUAUCUCGUGCACUCAGCGUCAUGCCGGCUGGGUUUCAGCAGUUGGGAGGGGAGAGAAUAACUGGAACCCUCGCACUGUCAGUUUUCACAGCUGUGCUGGGUUCCCUUCAAUUUGGGUACAACAUUGGAGUCAUCAAUGCUCCUCAGAAGAUCAUUGAGCAGGACUAUAACUCAACAUGGAUGGAAAGGUACUCAGAACCAAUUCCUCAACCAACACUGACAUCUCUUUGGUCACUCUCUGUGGCCAUUUUCUCUAUUGGUGGCAUGCUGUCCUCCUUGUCUGUGGGAAUUGUCUCAGAGUUCUUUGGCAGGAGGAAAGCAAUGCUUAUCAACAACCUCCUUGCAUUUAUUGGUGGAGGCCUGAUGGGGAUGUCCAAAAUCAGCCGAUCAUUUGAAAUGAUGAUUUUAGGACGCUUUACCAUUGGGGCAUAUUGUGGGUUAGCAUCAGGAUUGGUCCCCAUGUAUGUGGGUGAGAUUGCCCCUACCAGUCUGAGAGGAGCUCUGGGCACACUGCACCAGCUGGCCAUCGUCACUGGCAUUCUUAUAGCCCAGAUCUUAGGACUUGAAUCCCUGUUGGGCAGUGAGAAGCUGUGGCCAGUGCUGGUGGGUAUUACAGUACUUCCUACAGUCCUACAGAUGGCGCUAUUGCCUUUCUGUCCAGAGAGUCCACGCUUCCUCUAUAUCAUCCGAUGCCAAGAGCACCAUGCAAAGAGUGCUUUACGGCGUCUGACUGGGCGUCUAGAGGUCAGUGAUGGCCUGGCUGAGAUGAAGGAAGAGAAGAGGAGGAUGGACAUGGAGAGGAAAGUGUCCAUUGCUGAGCUCUUCCGCUCUCCUCUGUACAGGCAGCCCAUCAUCGUCUCCAUCAUGCUGCAACUCUCCCAGCAGCUGUCAGGAGUUAAUGCUAUCUUCUAUUAUUCUACUGAUAUCUUCAAGAGGGCUGGGGUGGAGAGUCCAGUGUAUGCCACCAUAGGGGCUGGAGCUGUCAACUGUGUUUUCACUGUGGUCUCGCUCUUCCUUGUGGAAAGAAUGGGCCGCCGGACACUGCACAUGCUAGGACUUGCUGGAAUGUGUAUCUGUGCCAUCAUCAUGACAAUUGCCCUCGUAUUACUGGAGACUGUGCCAUCGAUGAGCUACAUAAGCAUGAUGGCCAUUUUUGGUUUUGUGGCUUUCUUUGAGGUUGGGCCGGGUCCUAUCCCUUGGUUCUUUGUGGCUGAGCUGUUCUCACAGGGACCCAGACCAGCAGCCAUGGCAGUAGCUGGCUGCUCCAAUUGGACCGCCAACUUCAUCAUCGGCAUGGGGUUCCAGUAUGUUGCUAACCUUUGUGGUCCAUACGUUUUCCUCAUCUUUGCUGUGCUGCUCCUUUUCUUUCUACUCUUCACGUUCUUCCGGGUUCCUGAGACUCGAGGAAAGACUUUUGACCAGAUUUCAGCAACCUUCCAGUGUCAUCCACAAAACAUGAUGGACAUGGACCUGGACAUGGAUCAAGGGAAGCACAGUACAGAACUGGACUACCUAGGAAAUGAUGGUAUAGAUAACUGAAGACUGAAAGUGAGGGAGAUGGUCAAUGGGGGCCAGAAUGACCAGAAUUCACCUUUCAUGCGGAAUCGGGGAGUAUCAAGGAAAAUGGAACGCAUACCAAAAAGAGAACAUGACAACUCAAAGGAGAGAAAGCAUUUGGUCUUUGGAUAUUAGGUGUUAUGGAGAUGAAGAGGGAUGUUGAACUUUGGGAGAAAGUGCAAUGGUGUUUGAAAAGGAGCAAGAGACUUGAUAUUUGGAUUUCUGCACUUUAUCUGCACAAAGGUUUCCAUACUAAGCACAUAACCAGUUAUGCUUUUAACAUAGAAUUAUAACAAAUCUUAGUCUUGUGCUUAUUAGAAUUUUUACAUUAAAGAUAAUGAAACAUUUUCAUACUGGGAUAAACUUCUGUCAAAUUAUUUUCUGUUCAGGAUUUUUAAGGACAAAACAAUUUUAAAAACAUUUUAAAGCAGUUUUUUGCACAAAGCUAAAAUUUUAAUUCUCAUUAAACUGUGCGUUAAUCAUACAGAAAUCACUCAACUAGUUCUCAAACCAAGCCUCCUCCUUACAAAUGACAAUCAAACAUGUCUCCUAAACAUGCACACUUUUAGAACUUUUGGAAUUAUAUCUAGUAAGGCCAGAAGGUUUUGCUUAUUGUAUAGAGUGAAAAAAAAAUAAAUUCAGUUACAGAAGGUUAGAGUCCUGAUGAUGAAUUAAAAGUGUGUGCUACUUGACAAAAUGAAAAAGCAAACAAGACUGACCUUUAUUCCUUAUAUUUUGAUUUGUAUAGUGUGUGUUGCUUGAUGACAUAUUGGAGGUGUGUGUAUGCAAAGUGUAUCUUUUAACAUUAAGUUAUUUAUAUGGAAUAAAAAGCAUUGUCCUCUAAUAUAACAAUUAA
Molecule: messenger RNA, 2506 nt
Organism: Myxocyprinus asiaticus (Chinese sucker)
Lineage: Eukaryota; Metazoa; Chordata; Actinopteri; Cypriniformes; Catostomidae
Product: solute carrier family 2, facilitated glucose transporter member 4-like
Exons: 12
Coding region: 115-1632 (505 amino acids)
Biological process (GO): monosaccharide transmembrane transport
Cellular component (GO): membrane
Molecular function (GO): hexose transmembrane transporter activity
Source: RefSeq, a predicted model, not a curated record